Messenger RNA from Theobroma umbraticum, 1413 nucleotides. It is a transcript of the gene RTE1, whose product is annotated as protein REVERSION-TO-ETHYLENE SENSITIVITY-like protein (DUF778). NCBI's taxonomy places the organism in Eukaryota, Viridiplantae, Streptophyta, Magnoliopsida, Malvales, Malvaceae. Gene Ontology annotation, biological process: response to ethylene; regulation of ethylene-activated signaling pathway. The record is from RefSeq and is a predicted model, not a curated record. Gene Ontology annotation, cellular component: endoplasmic reticulum; Golgi apparatus.
CUAAUUCCAACUCUAGAGAAAUGUAUCACUCAUUGAUUUUUUUUUUAAUUCUGAUUAAUUCCCAAAAUUGGUUUUUUGUCAGAAUAUAUCAAAUCACUCUUGCUUCUUCGAAAUGAACAACAACACCACCUCUUCUUCCAUCACCACCCAACACCAACAAAAUCCAAAACCAAAAACAAAAGGCCAAAGCAAUAACCUUUCUUCUUCCUUAUCAUUUCCUUUCCCUUACCAACCUGCAAAGAUCUUUGCUUUGUUUUCAUUUUUCACAACCCACUUUUUGUUUCCAAGCAAUACACCACACCAUCCCACAGCCUACUUUUUUUGCUGAAGAUUGAGACUAUUGUCUUUCUGACUGUAUAAUUGCAUAUCAAAUUGGGAACAAGUCCAUUAUGUCUGGGGGUGUUUUUUGAAAUGGUGAUGGUUCACCACCUAGAUUUGCACAGAGCCAUAUGCCGCGUGGAAGACUUCCUAUAAUGGACCUAAAAUCUGCUUAUGAUGUUGAGCAUAUGAGUUCUACAUCUAGAAUUCAGCAUGACCUGUGGCCGCUAGAUGAAAUUGAUCCAAAGAAGGCAAAGUUUCCUUGCUGCAUAGUUUGGACUCCACUCCCAGUUGUCUCAUGGUUGGCACCUUUCAUUGGACAUGUUGGCAUUUGCAGGGAGGAUGGAGCAAUUUUGGACUUUUCAGGGUCAAAUUUUGUGAAUGUUGAGGAUUUUGCUUUUGGUGCUGCAGCUCGGUACCUUCAACUUGAUAGAGAAAAGUGUUGCUUUCCCCCAAACCUGGCUGGGCACACAUGCAAGCAUGGCUACCAGCACACGGAGUUUGGGACUGCAGUCACAUGGGAUGAUGCCUUGCGGUCGAGUGUGCGUCACUUUGAGCACAAAAGCUACAACCUCUUCACAUGCAACUCUCACUCAUUUGUUGCCAAUUGCCUAAACCGACUCUGCUAUGGUGGAUCAAUGGAUUGGAACAUGGUAACUGUGGCAGCUUUAAUACUGUUUAAGGGGCACUGGGUUGAUACCAUGUCAUUAAUAAGAUCAUUCCUCCCUUUCACAGUGGUGCUCUGCCUGGGCUUAAUACUGAUUGGCUGGCCAUUCUUGGUUGGAUUAUUCUCAUUCUCUCUCCUCCUUAUGGGGUGGUUUCUGUUGGGCACUUAUUGUAUCAAAACCUUAUUGGAAUGCUAGAGCUUUUUUCCACUAACGUUGAAUUUUUGUUAGUUGAAAGAAGCACAGUUGGUACAGUUUGGUGUUUCUUCAAAAACUAUGUUUAUAAUACCUGACACAGAGUGGCAGUAGGUUUCAUGUGGAACCAGCAAAUGCCAAAAGAUAAGUUUAUCCCCUUCAUCAAGGACCUAAAUUGUAGAUUUGCUUCUUAAAGGGAAAGUGAACAUUUAAUUUAAUACUAGAAAUUUUUUUC